CAGUGUUUCAUACACGCUUCCUGGAGGAUAACCACAGAGCCUUCCUACGGAGCAAGCAAGCCGGGGAGGUAGAAUGAGGUAUACAUAUCUAUGUGAAGGAACAUGAACAUGGACCCUUGAACUCAGGAAAUGACACACCCCCCGGCACAAUCUAGUAACGUUUUAGAGUUUUUAUUUGUUUUGUUUAUUUUCCAUCUCUGUCUUUGAUGGAAAACAACUGAUUAUGUGGCAUUUUUCAUUCAGAUGACACUUAGCUACGCGGUCAAUGUCCAAUUCUAUCUCACUACUGUAACGCCUGCUUGUCUCUUGAAGAGUGAUAUUUAAAUUCUACCUUGACACACCUUUCUCCUGCCUCCACAUAUCUCUCAUUUCUGUGGAAGACCGGGACGUUUGACAUCAGCACUUAACACGCAAUAUUCCACCACAAUCUAGUGCUAAGUAAAUUGCUAUAGCCUCCUUGCAAGACCAAGGUGUGUUCAUUUUGGUCUGAUUUAUAGUUUUAAGAUGUAUUGUUUUAUUUUAUGUUAUUUAAACUCUUGUUUGACAUGUAGCCAUCAUUUCUAAGCUGCACUUUAUUGAUAAAUAUAAAGAUAAUUUCAAACUGUAAUUUAAGCAUAUCUUUGAGUUAUAUUUUUUUAAUAUUUAGGGGUAUAUAUAUAAUGUUUUAAUUUUAAACUUGAAAAGUAUAUCGUUUUUGUUUACAAGCCUUGUCUGUCGAUCAUUCCGAAAUGGACAAAUCUAGAAUCUGAUAGCAUUUAAGGACAAGGCAGACAUAAUCUGGAAUUGACAGAUCUAAGAUCGAUCCUUGUCUUCGGCAUUUGCAUUGUGAAGGCUGGUGUUUUUCAUUGUUUUUAUGUUCCUCUGUUGGAUUGACACACUAAAGAGAAGAAUCUCCAUCUGAAGGCCAGUGGGAGUUAUUUUUUCUUGGACCGUACAAUACUUCUUUGAGUGCAGAUGGAUUUCACACGUCAAACUCAGAGGUGCUUUUGUGGCGUUGCCUUUGCAAUUCAAGCACUGAAGUAGAAGAAUGAUUUUAAGGUUUCAAGGAUAAAUAACUUGUGUUUUUAAUACAGACUGACAGGUCUAUAGUUAUAUUUUGGUCUUCCUAGCAGAUCCUAAGGAGAGGUGCUUCUAUUUGAUUCUCCUUUAAGGUGGCCAUCAGUGGCGAAAUGAACUGACAUGUGUAUCACUGCCUGAAUUUAAACAGACUUAAUCCAUCCAACAAACUGCCAACUGCAUGAAACACUCACACACCGUCCACCUGUCAGGAAACAGACCUUACCUACCCUAAACCUGAGGGUUGGAAGUCCUCUCCCGUCAAGCCCCCCACACUAAGGAUGCGUUCCCCAGAGCCCCCCAUCCCAUCCCCAGCUGAGGCGCUACUCCACUGCCAGUUCGGGGGCUGGACAACGGGCAGCAGCUGCAACAACAGCUGCCCCAACAGUCCUGGGGGUCUGUCGUCCCUGUCUCCCUCCCCCAACCCCUCUCCUGCCUCCAGCUACGCCUUGACCCUCACCCCCUCCCACAUCCACGUCCAGCGCCUGGCCCCCCGCCCUGGUAAAGAGGCACGUCUAAUACUACCCCUGUCAGAGCUGGCAGGGUGCAGCUGUCCCCGUGCCCCUGCUCCCCCCUUGCUGGUUCUAUACUGGUAUCCCCCGGGGAGGCGGAGGAAGGGGGUGUCCAGGAGGAGGCAGGUGAGGGCGUACCUGGCUGAGGCCAGGGUGGAGGCUGAGAGGUGGUCCACUGCUAUACAAUGUCUGCUCAGGGGAGUCGCCAUCACUGCUGACACAGAAAUUGGCAAACGUCUACUGCCCCGUCCCCGAAGGCUGCUGCUAUUGGUGAACCCCUUCAGUGGGAGAGGCCAGGCUAUGCAGUGGUGUCAGACACACAUCCUGCCAAUGAUCAGAGAGGCUAACAUCAGCUACAACCUGAUACAGACAGAGCGACAGAACCAUGCCAGAGAGUUGAUCAAAGAGAUCUCCCUGCCACAGUGGGACGGCAUCAUCAUCGUCUCUGGAGAUGGCCUGCUGCACGAGGUGAUCAAUGGUUUGAUGGAGCGUCCAGACUGGGAACUAGCAAUAAAGACACCUGUAGGCAUCCUGCCCUGUGGCUCUGGAAAUGCCCUGGCUGGCUCCAUCAACCACCAUGCAGGUUAUGACAUGUGCCUUCGGGAGCCUCUCCUCCUCAACUGCUGUUUUCAGCUCUGCCGUGGCGGAGUCAAGCCCAUGGAUUUGGUCUCUGUGACAACCAGCCCCGCCCCUUCUCAAAAUGGCCGUCCGGGUCUUCCCAGAAGGAUGUUCUCCUUCCUGUCUGUGGCCUGGGGCUUUGUGUCUGACGUGGACAUCGAGAGUGAGAGGUACCGGGGUCUGGGCUCGGCACGGUUCACCCUGGGCACUCUGGUCCGCCUGGCCUCCCUGCGCUCCUAUAAGGGCCGUUUGUCCUACCUGCCCCCCUCCAUAGUCGCCACAUCCCCAGACGCCAUUCCUCCGCCCCUGCACAGACCCCUGUCCCGCAGCAUCACUGAGGGCUUGGAGGGCUUCUGCCACACCCCCAUCCAACGCACCAGCUCUGACAUGGGCCUCAGCGAACAGAGGAGUCUGAGGAGGGUAGACACGGAAAGGGAGAGGGAGAGGGAGAUGGAGAGGCAGAGAGAGAGGGAGAGGGAGAGGAGGAGGGAGAGGGCCAGAGGAGGGGGAACGGGGGUGGUCAGGGCGAGUAGCUUGGCAGAGGAUAGAGAGGGAGAGGCGGGGAGGUCAGGGACAAGUUCGGAGAGAUCUGGGACGAGUUCGGAGUCGAACGAAAGGGAAGAUUGCAGGAUGGGAAGGAAGGAUGGGAUGACGAGGAACAUGGAAGAAAGGCCAGAUGAGGAAAGAGAAAACAGAACGAUGGAGCAGGACUCAGGGGUGAUAGAGGAUAUAGAGGAGAGAGUGAGGAAUGGGGAAGGCAGCAGCGGCUCAAUGGAUGGGGUGAUGGAAGCGACGGAGGUUGGAGAGGGUUACGGGGUGGACAUGGGGCGAGAGGCCAACGAGGACCCAGAGAGGUGUUGCUCGUACCCUGACAACCUCCAGCAGACCAGACUGGCUCUAAGGAAGAAUUCCGCCCCUUCCAGCCAGAUAGCUAACGCCUUCUUUAGCCAGCCCCUCAGCCAGGAGGCUGACCCCGUGUCUGGAGCCUCGUACAGAGCAGAAGAGAUGGAUCUGAACGGAACAUACUUCCAGAAAGAAGCUUACCCGCUGGACAUCGCCCGGGAGAGAGCCCUCACCAUAUCCUCUCCCUUCAGACACUCUCCUUUCUCCUUCAAGCCCAAAUCUCUGGACCAGAACGCAUCCCGCCCCAGACCCCUAUCCCUCCUUCACCACCCCCACUCCAACUCCCUACCCCCCAAACUCCCCUCCCUGUCCCUGUCCCUCUCCCUCUCUCCCACACCCCCUUCCUCCCCGUCCUGCGCCUCCCCCCACUCCUCCUCCUACCUCGUUCCGCGCCCCAACACCCCCAACUCUACCUCCCCUUCCCCGUCUCUCCAGUCCCCCUCCCCCUCCUUUACCUUUGACAUUGGAGAGCCUGCUGGACCCCUCAAGAACCGCCCCCCCAUCUCACUCCCUUUCAACCCCCCCAGGGAUGACCUCCUGCCCCCCUUGGACCAGGCCCUGCCGACCCGGGACUGGGUGACCAUCGAGGGGGACUUUGUGCUUGUGCUGGCCAUCUACCAGUCCCAUCUCGGGGCAGACCUCCACGCCGCCCCCCAAGCCAGGUUUGACGACGGGCUGAUCCACCUGACGUUUGUGCGAGCAGGGAUCUCCAGAGCCACCCUGCUCCGUCUGUUCCUGGCCAUGGAGAGGGGGGCACACCUGUCUCUCAGCUCCCCCUAUGUGAGCCACGUCCCAGCCAGGGCCUUCAGGCUGCAGCCCCUCUCCCCACGAGGAACACUCACUGUGGACGGGGAACUGGUGCCAUACGGCCCGCUGCAGGCACAGGUCCAUCCCUCUAUGUCCCGGCUCAUUGUCGGCGACUCUGGAGUGAAGAUCACCCGAUUCUGACAAGGGAUUGGCUGACCAGAUCAGCUGAUACGGCGCUCUCUCCAAUUAUAUAAUCUCUGUUGCCAUCUACGUUCACAGAGAAAGGGGAGGAAAAAAUCCUCAGACUGAAAAUAGACCGAAUCAUUUCUGGGGUUUAAUGGAAGGGAUCACCUGCUGAGCAGAGCGGCGGUGCAGGACGCAAGCCGAGGGAUUAAUAGAGAAUUUUAAAAACGGAUGAAAACGAGCUUUGUUGCACAGCUGUUGGAUUACACUCCGUUUAUCCUGAGAAGCCUGAACCUGCAUAGCCAU
Messenger RNA from Salvelinus namaycush (lake trout), 4325 nucleotides. RefSeq names its product sphingosine kinase 2-like. Gene Ontology annotation, biological process: sphingosine biosynthetic process; positive regulation of apoptotic process; sphinganine-1-phosphate biosynthetic process. The coding region runs from base 1338 to 4037 and encodes 899 amino acids. The record is from RefSeq and is a predicted model, not a curated record. NCBI's taxonomy places the organism in Eukaryota, Metazoa, Chordata, Actinopteri, Salmoniformes, Salmonidae. Gene Ontology annotation, cellular component: cytoplasm; intracellular membrane-bounded organelle; membrane. The transcript has 8 exons.